AUGGAGGCGGCGGCUGAGCCGGGGAACCUGGCUGGCGUCCGGCACAUCGUGCUUGUACUGUCAGGGAAGGGAGGCGUUGGAAAGAGCACCGUCUCCACUGAGCUGGCCCUGGCCCUACGCCACACAGGCCAGAAGGUGGGCAUCCUUGAUGUAGACCUGUGUGGGCCCAGCGUGCCGCGCAUGCUUGGGAUGCAGGGCUGUGCAGUUCACCAGUGUGACAGCGGCUGGGUGCCCGUGUUUGUGGAUCAGGAGCAGACUCUGGCUCUCAUGUCUGUGGGCUUCCUGCUAGAGACGCCUGACGAAGCUGUGGUGUGGAGGGGCCCCAAGAAAAACGCACUGAUCAAGCAGUUCGUGUCUGAUGUGGCCUGGGGGGAGCUGGACUUCCUGGUGGUGGACACGCCCCCGGGCACCUCUGAUGAGCAUCUCUCCACAGUAGAGGCUCUGCGCCCUUACGGCCCCCUGGGUGCUGUCCUGGUAACUACGCCCCAGGCCGUGUCAGUGGGGGACGUGCGGCGGGAGCUGACCUUCUGCAGGAAGACGGGGCUGCAAGUGAUCGGUGUGGUAGAGAACAUGAGCGGCUUUGUGUGCCCGCACUGUGAGGAGUGCACCAAUAUCUUCUCCACGGGAGGCGGGGAGGAGCUGGCCAGGCACGCUGGGGUCCCCUUCCUAGGCUCUGUGCCCCUGGACCCUCAGCUGGCAAGGAGCCUGGAGGGGGGCAGGGACUUCAUGCAGGAGUUCCCCAAAAGCCCGGCCUUCCCUGCGCUCACCUCCAUCGCCCACCAGAUCCUGGACCAGGCACGGUCUCGUGACCCUACGGAAGCUGGUCGGCCAGCAAGUCAAGUGUGA
Molecule: messenger RNA, 846 nt
Organism: Chrysochloris asiatica (Cape golden mole)
Lineage: Eukaryota; Metazoa; Chordata; Mammalia; Afrosoricida; Chrysochloridae
Gene: NUBP2
Product: nucleotide binding protein 2
Exons: 7
Coding region: 1-846 (281 amino acids)
Biological process (GO): iron-sulfur cluster assembly
Cellular component (GO): cytosol
Molecular function (GO): ATP-dependent FeS chaperone activity; 4 iron, 4 sulfur cluster binding; ATP binding
Source: RefSeq, a predicted model, not a curated record